Messenger RNA from Polypterus senegalus (gray bichir), 1859 nucleotides. RefSeq names its product transmembrane protein 144b (gene tmem144b). The transcript is spliced from 12 exons. Bases 154 to 1437 code for a protein of 427 amino acids. Lineage: Eukaryota; Metazoa; Chordata; Cladistia; Polypteriformes; Polypteridae. Gene Ontology annotation, molecular function: carbohydrate transmembrane transporter activity. Gene Ontology annotation, cellular component: membrane. The record is from RefSeq and is a predicted model, not a curated record. Gene Ontology annotation, biological process: carbohydrate transmembrane transport.
GUCACGUGAUUGUGUGAAAGUCAGCUGAUUGAAUUUUAAGGAAGUCCUCUGUUCCAGCUCCGUGCUUCCGAUCAAUUAAUCUGCGGGAGAGGGAAUGAGAAAUCGAGUAAAUUAUAUUUGCUCUGAUAUCUUCAUUGUGAAAACGUCGAAAGGAUGUUUGUACAUUCGGUGAGAGCCGCGCGAUGCCAAACGACGCUGUUCGUGACUCUGCUUGCUUUGUGUGCGGUUACGAACUGCCUGUCCGGUACGGAGGAGAGAGCAGUCAAAGGAAGUAACCAGGAUGAAAUGACGGAUGAUUAUAUCCACAUGAGAACAAGCAGCCACAAUGUCACAAAUAGCUCGGCACUGGUUUAUGGCUAUGUUUCAAGUGCAAUAUCUGUCAUCUUUUUUGGAAGCAAUUUUGUUCCAGUGAAGAAGUUUGAUACUGGUGAUGGAAUGUUCUUCCAGUGGAUCCUCUGUGCUGCCAUUUGGAUGGUCUCCUUAAUUGUGAAUAUAAUACUUCAGUGUCCCAGGUUUUGGCCACUUGCAAUGCUUGGUGGUUUCAUAUGGGCCACAGGUAAUAUCACCGUGGUGCCAAUACUAAAAACAAUUGGUUUGGGACUUGGAGUGUUGAUCUGGGGCUCUUUUAACUUGCUGAUGGGCUGGGCAAGUUCGAGGUUUGGCUGGUUUGGAAUUGACCCUGAAGAGGUGGCCAACCCAACUCUAAACUACGUUGGAGCUGGCUUGUCAUUAUUAAGUGCUUUGAUUUUUUUUGCUGUAAAAAGCGAUGUUAAGAGUCCCAUGAGAUCUUCAGAAACUGUACCUUUAUUAUUGGAUGUUCGAAUCAAUAGUGAUGAUCACUGUUCAGUAGACGAAUCAUGGGUUGAUAAACUGAGUCCCAGAAAGAAAAGAAUUAUAGGUGUUUUAUUAUCAGUGGUUGCCGGAAUUUUGUAUGGGUCCUCCUUCAUCCCUGUCCUGUAUAUCAAGAAUCAUGCUAAAAGGAAAGACAGUGAAUAUGCUGGUGCAAGUCAGUUUGACCUUGAUUAUGUUUUUGCCCAGUUCUGUGGGAUAUUUCUUACUAGCUCUGUAUAUUUUUUAAUAUACUGUGCGGCAAUGAAGAAUAAACCCAAAGUCUACCCCAAGGCAAUAUUACCAGCUGUUGCCUCGGGGGUAUUAUGGGCAGUAGCAAAUUGCUGCUGGUUCUUGGCCAACAACUACCUCAGCGCUGUUGUCAGCUUCCCUAUUAUCACUGCGGGUCCUGGACUCAUUGCUGCCAUGUGGGGAGUGUUAGUGUUUAAGGAAGUAAAACAGCUUUCCUUGCCUGUCAGUUGCACCCACCAUACAAAUACGCUCUCUGUGACAGACCCAUCUCUGUGCUGUCACACAACUGCUGCUGAAGAAAUCCUACAUGCCACUUUGUUUGGUAAGUUUUUUAGAGUCACCUUAGGCCAUUCGUAAUAUUGAUAAAUAUGGUCUUUGCAUUUACGAUUUGUAAAAAAAAUGUAGUGGAAAAUACUGAAUAAAUACAUAUGAAUUUUGAGGCAUUGUUAUAGAUGGAUGUCCUUUAUUUACACCAAAUGGUGCUAAGCUCUUGUUAAUGCAGCCUAGCAGACUUAAGAAAUCUAAUAGAACGUUUCCUUUAAUCAGCUGCAUUCAUUCUCAUAUAAUGAAUACAAAGCUUUUCGAACACACCAAUCAGCAUACAAAUAAAUGGUUUAGUCCAGAAGCACACCUCUGUAUUAAGUAUUAUGUAAAGUCCCAAAAUAGUUCAUUGUUAAGAGUCAUGGGUGAAUACCAGGUUAAAAGAAAUAAGACAACUUAUAUGUACACUAGGGUGGCAUGGUGGCGCAGUGGUAGCGCUGCUGCCUCGCAGUUAGGAG